Molecule: messenger RNA, 2689 nt
Organism: Lepidothrix coronata (blue-crowned manakin)
Lineage: Eukaryota; Metazoa; Chordata; Aves; Passeriformes; Pipridae
Gene: TACC1
Product: transforming acidic coiled-coil containing protein 1
Exons: 14
Coding region: 63-2423 (786 amino acids)
Biological process (GO): cell population proliferation; mitotic spindle organization; cerebral cortex development
Cellular component (GO): cytoplasm
Source: RefSeq, a predicted model, not a curated record
CGGCCGCAGUGAGCCCGGCGGGGAGCGGAGCGGAGCGGGGAGAGGAGCGGGGAGCGGCGCCGAUGGCGUUCAGCGCCUGGCAGAUCCUCUCGCCGGUGCAGUGGGCCCGGUGGACCUGGUCGGCGGUGCGGGGCGGGGGCAGCCCCGAGGAGGGGGACGGCGGGGCCGGUGCGGCCGAGGAGGAGGAGGAGGAGGAGGAGGACCAGGACCCUCCGGCGGGGGGCUCGGCCCUCAGCUUCAGCUCGGACUCCACUGAUAAUUUUGAGACCCCUGAAGCAGAAACGCCGACCUGCUCGCCACUAAAGGAGUUCUGCGAGCCGCCGGGAUCAGCAGAGCCCGAGGUCGGGACCCCAGAGCCAGGUGACCAUGGUGACCUGCUGGUAGGGGAAGCCUGCCCGGACGGCUCUCCUGGGAAGCACCCCAAAGAUGAGGCUCAACCGGAGACCGGAGCCCCCAAAGCCAGCUCAGAUGCUGAAGGGGACACUGACCCCGACAACUCACCCCUGACACAGCCUCUGGCCGGGCAGGGCUGCAGGGUCAACUCUGUGCCCACUGCAGAGCCAGCCCUGGUGCCCCAUGUGGGCACAGCCCCCGGGGAGUGGGUCAUGUCAGGAGGGGACGUGGCAGACGCUGGCACGGGGCUGGUGGAGCUGAGGGCUGAUGCCCUGGCCCAGGACCAGCUUGGGAAAGGGAAAACACCUUCGCUGGGGAGGAAAACAGAAGGAGCCACAGAGGAGACCCCGAUGCCCCAAACAUCCUACCAGCUUGAGCCUGAGCAGUGCGACAGGAGCGUGAACCCCGCUGGGGCAGGGAACUGCCAGCUGCAGAGCUCUCCCCUGGCAGCCCCAUGCCAUCUCCCCCAUCCCAGAGAGCUGGGGGGGGACCCAGCCCCAGAGCCCACAGGGCAGGUCCCAAACCCUGAGGCUGGUUUUACGGAGGUGGGAGAGAGCACAGAGGCCAGGAGAGCUUCACCCAGGAGGGGCAGCAGGAUCCCGGCCAGCAAGCUGACACCAAAGAGACACCGAGAGUCCCCCAAGAAACCAGCUGAGGAUGCAGAGAGGGGUCCCAUGGAGCCACCACCACCCCGGGACUCCCCCCAGCUGGGUCCUGGUCACAACUCCCUCAGUGGCAGCUCAGCACUGCAAAACUUACCAACUCUCCCCAAGGGCUCUUACCAGUUUGACCCCGAUAACUUUGACUCUGUGGAUCCAUUCAAGCCCACCAAGACACUCGCCAGCACUGCCCCCGACUCCUGCUCUGCUGCAGAUAACAGCCUCAACGAGAUCCUCGAGUCUCAGACACUGGAGGCGCAGGACGAUCCCCUGAAAGGCAGAGACUCCCCCAAGAAGCCCAAGUCACGCCUGAUAACGACUACUGAGCAAGUGAAAUUUCUCUGUUUUCUGUUGAGCGGCUGCAAGGUGAAGCAGUACGAGGCAAAGCCCCUGGUCCUGGAUGCCAGCACUCAGGAGGAAGGAGUGCUGAUCUCAGAAAUCCCAGAUAUUGCAAACAGGGAUGGACGUGCCACUGAUGAGGAGAAGCUGGCCUCCACCACCUCCGUGCAGAAACUGGCCGGGCUGGACAAGAAGGCUGAGCCAGAAGAUGACCUGGAGUACUUUGAGUGCUCGAAUGUCCCUGUGCCCGCGGCAAAGCAGAGACCGGAGGCAGGCUUUGAAAAGGAGAUCUGCAAGCAGAUGGAAAAGGACGGGCCUGGCAUCUUCCCUGACAAUCCCGGGCUGUGCCCCACGGAAAAGUGCCCCAGUGUGAGCAGGAGCGAGGGUCCCCUGGACGGCAUCUGCCUCAGCGAGUCCGAGAAGACGGCCGUGCUCACGCUCAUCAGGGAGGAGAUAAUCACCAAGGAGAUCGAGGCCAACGAGUGGAAGAAGAAAUACGAGGAGAGCCGGCAGGAAGUGCUGGAGAUGAGGAAAAUCGUGGCUGAGUAUGAGAAGACCAUUGCCCAGAUGAUAGAGGAUGAGCAGAGGACCAACAUGACAUCUCAGAAGAAUCUGCAGCAGCUCACGAUGGAAAAGGACCAGGCUCUGGCAGACCUGAACUCGGUGGAGAGGUCCCUGUCGGAUCUGUUCAGGAGAUAUGAAAAUCUGAAGGGUGUCCUGGAAGGCUUUAAGAAGAAUGAAGAAGCUCUGAAGAAAUGUGCUCAAGAUUAUCUCACCCGGGUCAAGCAGGAAGAGCAGCGGUAUCAGGCCCUGAAAGUCCAUGCAGAAGAAAAAUUGGACAAAGCCAACGAGGAGAUUGCCCAGGUGCGCACGAAGGCCAAGGCGGAGAGCGCGGCGCUGCACGCGGGGCUGCGCAAGGAGCAGAUGAAGGUGGAGUCCCUGGAGAGAGCCCUCCAGCAGAAGAACCAGGAGAUCGAGGAGCUGACCAAGAUCUGUGACGAGCUGAUCGCAAAGCUGGGGAAGUCAGACUGAGCCCCCCGCCCUCGCCCAGCACUCUGCACUUGGCUGCUUUUCUCGUGACGUCGAGCACCUUGCCUUACCCCCAGGGCCCCCCCCAGCGAAGAACACACCUCCAGCUGCCCCCCUUGGCUGCUGGACCUGUGGCUCCCCAGCAGAGCUGCUCCCCUUGCUGUCCCUGUCUGCUUCCCACAGCUCCGGGACUAGGAUCCCUGUGGUCAGGCUGGGAAUUCUACGGUCACCCAGGGUCUGUGUGUCCCUUCCAGGGCCUGUGUGUCCCU